Molecule: messenger RNA, 240 nt
Organism: Tetrahymena thermophila SB210
Lineage: Eukaryota; Ciliophora; Oligohymenophorea; Hymenostomatida; Tetrahymenidae
Product: cyclin-dependent kinase regulatory subunit
Exons: 2
Biological process (GO): regulation of mitotic cell cycle
Cellular component (GO): SCF ubiquitin ligase complex; cyclin-dependent protein kinase holoenzyme complex
Molecular function (GO): ubiquitin binding; protein kinase binding; cyclin-dependent protein serine/threonine kinase activator activity
Source: RefSeq, a predicted model, not a curated record
AUGCCUAAGUUUCCUAAAGAAAUCGAAUACUCUGACACCUAUAAUGAUGAUGCAUAUUUUUAUAGAAAUGUAAGACUGCCUUAAGACCUAUAUAAAAAGAUUCCUAAAGGAAAAAUUAUGACUGAGGAUGUUUGGAGAUCUCUGGGAAUUAAAAGUUCAAAGGGAUGGCAACAUUUUUAUGUCUAUAAACCAGAACCAUUCAUUAUUAUGCUAAGAAAGCCUGUCAAUUUCUAGAAUUGA